CAUUAUUUUUUUUUUCUUUUUGUUUUUUAGAUGAAUAUUAAACUUAUUGUGGUGGUUGUUCUUAGCGUGGGGAUAUUGGUUUCAGCCAAACCAGCGAAAAAGGGAAAGGAGGAAGAAAAUGGCGAUGGUAAUGAUGACGACAUGGACCUCCUAGAGCGGUAUAUUGAACUGUGUGAAGGCCUUCAAGAUGGGGAAAUAGAAAACACUGAGGCAGAAUAUGAUGAUGUUUUUACCAAAUUAAACACGACAUGCACCGAUAUAUUAAAAUAUGAAGAGGAAGAAGAGGCCAUUGAAGCACUGGCGAAAGGUGGUAAAAAGGGAGGUAAAAAAGGAGGUAAAAAAGGAGGAAAAGGAGGGAAGAAAAAUAAAGUCAACAAAGCUGUAGUGAUGUUAAUGGGCAUAUGCAUCUCCAUUGAAGUUCAAGAUUACAUGGAUUCUUUUUCAGAUGACACUCCAAGUGAGCUCAUAGAUAUCUAUGUAAAUGAUACCAUUCCAAUAUGCCAAGAAGCAUAUGAGAUUAAGGCAGGUGGCGUUGAAGAUGGUUUUAUUAAUCUUUGUGAAGCUCUUGCUGAAGAAAAAGUUGAAAACACAGACUCUGAAUACACUGCAUGGUUUGACGAGCUCCAGCCUGUAUGUGAAGACAUCUUGGCCGAAGAAGAAGAAGUUGUAGAGAGUGAUUCUGAAGCUGUAGAUCAAUCAAAGCCAAGACAGAAAAAGGGAGGCAAGGGAGGCAAGGGUGGCAAGGGAGGCAAGGGUGGCAAGGGCGGUACGGAAGUGAAUACUGCUCUUGUGUUGUUAUCACAAUCAUGUGUCCAGUUGGACAGAGUGGGAUAUCCAAAUGAAACUUCUGCAGAAUGGAAAAGUAUAUUUGGUACUCUUGAACCCAUUUGUAACACUGUACUCGACGAUGGACCAGAAAAUGGCCUGUCUGAUUUGUGCAACGGUCUAGACUCUGGUGACAUAAAAGAGAACAAGAACAAAAAGUAUAACAGGGCUUUUAAAGCACUAGAGCCAGUAUGUGAAGACCUAUUAGAAGAUGAAGCUGAAGAAGAAGAGGAAAGUGCCGUUGAGGCAAAAGCUAAAAAGGGUGGCGAAAAGGAAGGUAAAAAGGGAGGCAAAAAGGGAGGAAAGGGUGGAAAGAAAAAUAAUGAAGAGGCUGUUAUAAUGCUUAAGGACUACUGUAUGUGGGUGAAUAUGCAAAUGGAAGUAGGGGUAAGUUAAUAUGAAUGCAAUAUU
This is a messenger RNA of Ruditapes philippinarum (Manila clam), 1236 nucleotides long. RefSeq lists its product as uncharacterized. The transcript is spliced from 7 exons. NCBI's taxonomy places the organism in Eukaryota, Metazoa, Mollusca, Bivalvia, Venerida, Veneridae. Bases 31 to 1221 code for a protein of 396 amino acids. The record is from RefSeq and is a predicted model, not a curated record.